Otolemur garnettii (small-eared galago) is the source of this 1147-nucleotide messenger RNA. Its product is annotated as syncytin-2-like. The transcript has a single exon. The record is from RefSeq and is a predicted model, not a curated record. The annotation marks the transcript as partial. Lineage: Eukaryota; Metazoa; Chordata; Mammalia; Primates; Galagidae.
AGUAGCCGUCUGCCUUCAGGACGGUAAUCAAUUCUUUACAGCCACCCCCACGCGGACCCUCCCUGGUUCAUUUGGGGGAGACUGGACUUCCAACACCUGUGUAGUCCAGUGUCCCGGAGGAUCCACAAAAUAUGCGCAAGCCUCCUGCCUUGCUCCAGUAGAAGAGCCCGCCUGCUGGCCUGUAAAUGCUCCCAUUCACAUCUCAGACGGUGGGGGACCCACAGACAUGGUCAGAAAAGAGAUAGUCCAAAAAACCAUUCAACGUCAAACAGAAAACCUACUUCCAAAGCCCAACUAUAAUCCCCUCCUUAAAGUCGUGCCCAAAGGUGUCGACCUAAACCCCCAAACUAUGUACAUCCUUGAGUCUGCCCAUUUACUCCUUAAUUCCACCAAUUCUCUACUGGCUUCGGACUGCUGGCUUUGUCUAACCUUAGGACAUUCUUGGCCCCUGGCCUUCUCGGCGCCAGCCGUCACUCCCCUUAAUCCUACCCUAACUAAUUACAACAAUACCAAUCCCUUUAAAGUUCAACCUUUCAAUUUUAGUGCUUCCACAUGCUAUUGGAGCCCCAAGCAAAACAAUUCUUUUGAUGUUAAUCUAGGAUUUAUAUCUUUUACUUCUUGUCCUCUCAUUAUUAACUCCUCCCAGCCUGGAUGUCUCCCUCCUGAUAAAGUAUUUGUGUGCGGAGACAAUAUGGCCUACCCUUUCUUACCUAUAAAUUGGACAGGCCUAUGUGCCCCUGCUUUAUUAGCUCCCGAUAUAGACAUUCUUCCGGGAGAUGAGCCUGUCCCCCUCCCGAGUUUUGAUAUGUUCACCCCCAAACAUAAAAGAGCCCUUCAGUUCAUUCCAUUCCUAGUAGGACUUGGUGUCACUGCCGCCCUAGGUACCGGAUCAGCAGGAGUAGGAAUUGCAGUAGAUUCCUAUCAAAAAUUAUCUCAACAAUUAAUCUCAGAUUUAAAUGUCAUGUAUGAAUCUCUAAAAGACAUUCAAGACCAAGUUGAUUCCCUAGCUGAAGUAGUUCUUCAAAAUCGUCGAAGUUUAGACUUACUAACCGCAGAUAAAGGAGGAAUUUGUCUCACCCUCCAAGAAAAAUGUUGUUUUUAUGCUAAUAAAUCAGGCAUUGUAAGGGACAGAAUCAAAAAACAUCAA